Ochotona curzoniae (black-lipped pika) is the source of this 951-nucleotide messenger RNA. RefSeq names its product olfactory receptor 8B8-like. Gene Ontology annotation, cellular component: membrane. Lineage: Eukaryota; Metazoa; Chordata; Mammalia; Lagomorpha; Ochotonidae. The transcript has a single exon. Gene Ontology annotation, molecular function: G protein-coupled receptor activity; odorant binding; olfactory receptor activity. Bases 7 to 951 code for a protein of 314 amino acids. The record is from RefSeq and is a predicted model, not a curated record. Gene Ontology annotation, biological process: sensory perception of smell; G protein-coupled receptor signaling pathway.
GGAAGAAUGGCCUCAGAAAAUGACUCUUCAGUGACUGAGUUUGUCCUGCUGGGAUUAACACAACAGCCAGAGCUGCAGCUGCCCCUCUUCUUCCUGUUCUUAGGCAUCUAUGUCAUGGCUGUGGUGGGGAACCUGGGCCUGAUUGUUCUCAUUGUUCUGAACUCUCACCUGCACACUCCCAUGUACUACUUUCUCUUCAACCUUUCCUUUGUGGACCUCUGCUACUCCUGUGUCAUCAUACCCAGAAUGCUGAUAAGUUUUGUGAAAGAAAAUGUCAUCCCCUAUGCUGAGUGCAUGACUCAACUCUUUUUCUUUGGUUUCUUUGUAAUUGAUGAGUGUUGCAUCUUGACAUCAAUGGCUUAUGACCGUUAUGUGGCCAUCUGCAAGCCCCUGCUGUACAAGGUCAUCAUGUCUCCUCAGAUCUGCCUUGUGUUGACAGUUUGGGCAUAUGCAAUGGGGUUUGUGGGUGCUGCGGUCCACACUACAUGCAUGCUGCGACUCACCUUCUGUGAUGACAACAUCAUCAAUCAUUACAUGUGUGACAUUGCUCCUCUACUCCAGCUCUCAUGCACAAGCACCUACAUCAAUGAGUUGGUGAUUUUUGUUGUGUUGGGAAUCAACACAGCCGUGCCCAGUGUCACUCUCUUUGUUUCCUAUAGCCGGAUCCUCUGUAGCAUCCUGCACAUCCGUUCUUCCAAUGCCAGGUCCAAAGCGUUCAGUACCUGUAGCUCCCACAUAAUAACUGUGUGUCUUUUCUUUGGAUCGGCAGCACUUACAUACUUCAAGCCUCUUCCUGGUGAAUCUCUGGCUCAAGGAAAAGUAUUUUCUAUUUUUUACACCAUUGUGUGUCCAAUGAUGAAUCCUGUCAUUUAUAGCUUGAGGAACAAAGAUGUGCAUGUUGCAUUGAAUAAGAUGUUCAGAAGAAAAUGGUCUUUUUUUGAAUAUGUAUAG